AAUUUAAAAACAAGCAUCGGAUCCGACCGACUUUAGUCAAGGUUGCGGGCUAUUCAUAGUUCGCUUAUUAACGUUGCGCAGUUCUGCUAUUUACAGUGAACGUUAAUCUACCGCUGCCCUCCUACAUAACAAAAUAUCUGUGAAUUUGUUUAGUUAGAAUAGAAUAUUUUUUUUACCAUGCCCAAAAAAGAUCUCCUUGCCAUUGAUGGAAGUGAUCAAGCGCAAUUUGCAUUUGACUGUAAGUUUUCUAAACUAAAUAAUGUUGACUUGUACUUGUUUAUUUCGGGAACUUACAAUCUUAACUAACACUAACUACAAGCAGACUUUGUUGGCAAUGUUGGUAGACCCAGACAUUUUUUUAAAAAACGCUUUAUGUACCUACAUUAUUCGUAUUGUAACUAUUUACUAUGGACACAUUUGGAUUAGACUAAAUUACUAAUGAAUUUAACCAAUCCACUUAAAUUAAUUACUUAAGUUUGAAUAGUUUGAUUCUUUUCACAUUUUUUUUUCACCUCCAUGAAAGUGAAAGUCUAGGUCUAUAUAUUUAAUAGAAACUUUUAAACAGGUUAGGCAUAGUACUCACAGUCACAGUUUAGUAAAGUUAGGGUGUUAUAGCCUUAACUUGGGCCUAGGAGAUUUUUAAGCGUAAAUAAAGCUAUUGACAAUAAUCUAUAGUGACUUAGACUUAGUCACAUUUAAAUUUAGGCCCUAGCCGUAACCACUUAUUAUGACUUAUACUAGUUAUAGUGGUCCAGCCAACCAAGAAAAAGUGGUCUAGAAGUGCAAGUCCAUUUUAUUUCUAUGUGAUUAUGUGGAAAAUAAAUAUUUGUUACAAAUAUGUAUUUAAAAGGAAGUGACUGGGUGAGGUGUGUUGAGACUAUGUAUAAUAAUUUCCACUUCCAAGGGCUCAAUUUGGCCACACAAAAAAACUUUAGCUUUUGUGCACCCUGGCUGGGCUUCUAUUAUAUACAUUAUCUUAUUAGACUUCUUUUUAAACAUCAAUGAAAGGUUGGUAGUGGCGUCAACUUCAAACUUUUGGUAACAGUUGUCUGAAUAGAAUCCAUAUUAAAGCGUAACAUCAAGUCUUGGUGAUUCCACAAAAAUGGAAAUGGAUAGGAAUAGGUCAUAAGAUAAGAAAACUGAUGCAAAUUUAUACAUACACUGUCAUGGAGCCCCAAAGGAUCAAGACGAUGGGAAAGAGCCAAAAACAUUUGCUGUUCCACUGAUUUUAAUAAAUUUCAUUUAAAUUGAGAAAGGCUCCGUGAGUUACUACUAACUAGUAGUGGCACUGCACCUAAUCUGGCAGUGUGCGGAAUUGUAUAAAUUAUUCAUAUUAUGUGUCUAGAUAGAAAUCUUAUGAGUGGAUAUACUUUAUAACAAUUUGUCUUAGUAAAAUAAAGAAUUGAUAACAUUCUAACUGAUUAUGGUAUGAUUCCUGAUAAAUUUUCAGGGUACUUAAGAAAUAUGUACAGAGAUGGAGACCAAGUACUUUUAGUACAUGUUGCUGAAUACAAUAUUGAUAUUGGUCUGCGUGAGUAUAUUUUAAUAUUUUCUUUAUACUGGGUACUUUGAAACUUUGGUCAUGUGUUUUUCAUUUCUUAGUUGUAUAUAAGUUUUGAAAUACCCCGAAGUGUUUACAAUUUUAAAAAUUUAUCCUUUGAAAAGACGCAUUCACAUCUUAGGCUUAGAUUAAUAGGAUUUAUUUCUAUUAUCAUUAAAUUUUUAUUUGAAAUCAAUUAGUUGAACUGAGUUUUCUUUCUCUCAGAGCAUAAUGUUUAAUAUGUACUAAUCUAAAUGUUUCUCAAAGCAAGAGUCAGCAAUUUAAUUCUUGGAAUUUCUAGAAAUAAAAUAAAAUACUGUUUUAGUGUUUGCUAAAUCUGGUGUGAAAUAUUUCUGAAAUUGGCUUAAUACCAUUAAAAUAUUUUUUUAGCUGGUCGGGGUGCUGAUGUGGAUGCAAUAUGUUCAGCUGUGAAAAAGCGAAAUGAUGAAAUUGGCAAUUUGACAGAUACCUUUAUGAACACGUUAAGGGCAAGACAUGUAAGUUUAGUUUCUGUUUCUUCCUUCCACAUGAUUAACAUUGUAAGAGCGAUCUACUGUCUUAGAGGUAUUGCUUUAAGCUUUACAUGUUUUUUCAAUCCUUAAUUUAAUACUAUGUGCAUACAGCAACUCUAUGUAUAAUCGACUUAGUUGUCUGGCGCUGUUGACAGAUGAAUAUAAUUGUGUGGCGCAUUGUCUACCAAAAUAUUGAAAUCGGCUUCACCAUUAAAUGUUGUAUAUUAUCAUAAAUAGCACUCACAUAAAGCAACAAAUUGUUUUUUAAAAACCUCACAUUUCCUGGGUUUCUAAUGUAUACAUUUAAUAUGACUCAAUAACUGGUAUAUGAAGCAUAGUUCUUAAUACAGCUGGAAGUAAAACUUGUUGACACACCAGCCCCUUUCACCCUACGCCUCAAAUAAUACACAUGGGUGUAAGGGAAGGGAAACAAUUGCAAAAGUAGUUUUGUAAACAAAUUGGUUUCUUUCAAGGACUGUGUAGAGUGUCUAUAAUUACACUUUAUGCAAAAUGUGGUUUUGCUUGUAAUUCUUAGCCCUCACAGAAUGUGAUGUGCUUGAAAUCUUUACCCCACCCAAAAUGAAAAUGUGCUUGUAAUCCCUACCCCUCCCUCUAGACUUUGGCAUUGACUUUAACUGUAUAUUUCAACUUGAAUGUUAUGCCACUAACUUUUCACAUCAUUGGAUGUUUCUCAGGUUCCUGCAAAGCUGCUUACUUUGCAAGGGGAUAAACCUGGAGAUGCCAUUAUCAAAGCUGCAAAGGAAGAAGAUGCAACUUCCAUUGUUAUGGGUACUCGUGGACUUGGCAAAAUACGUCGUACUUUGUUAGGCAGUGUGAGUGAGUAUGUGGUGCACCAUGCACACUGUCCUGUUACCAUUGUUCGUAACCCACAGGAAAAUUAACUCUUAGAAACUUAUUGUGGAUUUAUUUACAUUGUAAUUAUUGAUAUGAUGGUGAGAAAGGUGUUGUUGUUUUUUUAUGAAGAAACCAACAAAAAUAUUACACUUUUGAGACAAGUCAUAUCCUUUUGAUAAAUCGGAAUAACUAAUUACUGGACUCUUCAAAGUAAUGGUACAUUAUUUAGUUGUGUUUUUUUUUGUUUUUUUUUUUAUUUCAUGUUCAGUCUUUGACCUAAUUAAUAUUGAGCUAGAGUCUCUUAUUUGAAUCUAUGUAUGCACCAGGAAAUUGGACAUUUUUUUUAUUUACCUGUGAAAAAACUGCUAAUAAAAAUAAUGCAACACGAUAUCAAUGGCUUGUUUUGGUGAUAAAAGAACUUGAUACGUCUAUUAGAGUUAGAUUGAACUAUCUCUUUCUCAAAACUAUUGAGAUUUAUAACAUAGAUUUGAAAGAUGUUUUCAUACAAUGUGAUAUAAAUUGAACUAGUGGCUUUCACCCAACAGACAUGUCUAUCCAUGGUCUCAGUCCUGCAAAUGUGAUAUAACUUCAUUUACUUACUAAAUGUGGAUUAAAGCACAAACUUAAUUGCAUCAUUUACAUAAAAGUAUUUUUCAAAUUUAAGUUUUCUUUGAGCAACAGAACUCUUAAGAACUACUUGUGGAUGGAUGCCUUGUACAAUUACAAUAAGUUUAUAAUAUAGUCCUGUUUUGUCAAGUAUUAAACUAUCUUUUUGAAUUUAUGUGUCUGAGCUGCUGCAUUUAAAAUUUCUAAAUUCGGCUCUUGUGACUUGUCUGUAGACCACAGUGCAUUUGUCAACUUUGUCUUUUUAAUAAAGCUUUUUAAAAUAGUUUUUUUAACACCAUUUCUUCAUGGUGCACUUUGUUACAUGCAUUUAAUGUCUGUGUCAUUAUUCAAUAUAUAAUCAAUUCUCUGGCUAGCAAGUAAACUCCUAUUAUUUAUUAUCGAGUAUAAAAUGUAUUUAGUAUUAGAUUGAUAGUUUUUUAUUAAAACAUGUUAAAUUUUACAUAUAUUUAAUAUAAAAUUAUUUGUAUAUGUCUCCAUUUGAACAUUAGUAGAGCUUAGAGAGUCCAAUACCUAUAUAUAAGAAACCAAGAACUAUUAAAUAGAAAUUACAUAUUUAUGGAAUAGUCCCCUAAAUAAAUUGUGUAACAUUAACUGGUUGUUGAUCUUCAUCUUAUAUUGAGUAAGGGUAAUACUAAUAUGAGAAUUAAAUUUUUACCAAGCACUAUUUUAAACUGAUCUAGUCCAUUCUAGUUUGUUGCAUUUCUGAGACUGUUAUUUGACUCAAUUUGCUGUAUGUUUAAUUUGGACUAUUCUCAUUACUCUACAUUGAAUGGAUUGAUCCAUUCCCAUUGCUUCUUUUUUAGACCACCAAAUUCUGUGUUAUUGGUGUCCAACUUUAUCCUAAUAGUAAUAGUUCACUUCCUCAGGCUUACAUUUCUCACACUUUUUUUUAUCUGUCACAAAAUAUGUGUGAUAAUUGUUUAUAAAAUUUAAAAAGAAAUUGAGUUUACAUUUGUCAAAAUUUUUAGAGGAAACCCUUUGAUCUAUGACUGACACAUCUUUGAUCUAUGACUGACACAUCUUUUUGUGAAUCAGCAGUUAGCUUGUUACGAUGCAUUUUCUAUAUAUAACAUUCCCUAAAAGAUUGAUCUUGUGAAUAUUUAUUGGUGCUUGUUAAUCUGGAUUUAGUUGUAAUAGUUACUCAUGUUUUCUAUCUUUUUUGUCUUUUUAUAAUCUAUGUUAUCACAUACAACUCCUUACAAAAAACCAUCUGAGUGAUCGAGGGACCAGAGUGUGUUUCUUCAUUUUAAUUAUCUGACAUUUGAUUACUCUAUUCAUUUUCAUGUUGUUUUUACAAAACAUUUCAAUUAGAAAUUUCCUUCUUUUUAGAAAAAUUUUUUUUUUUAAAGUUAGUUUUUUUUAAUAUGAAAUGCUUCUGUUUUCAAAAUCAAUUUUACUUUCAAUGAAUGAAUAGAGUAGAGACGUAUAAGUUGUUUCCUAUAUUAAAAAGCAACGAGCAUGUCAUCAAAUUAUAUAUGGUUAUUACUUUAGCAUGUAUAAUGUAAGUACCAGGUACCAAGAUCUGAAUGUUGUGAUAACCAAUACAGAAUACGUUAUUUUACAAAGAGAACAAGUUUGUUAUGUUACAUUUUACAUUGGCAGUGUCAUUCUCCUUCAUUUGAAAGUCUUUCUGUAUCAAUGGUUGUUAAUGACCGCUGCCUUUUGUAUGUCUCUCACAUUUCAUCAUUGUUAACCUAUCAGCACAUAGACAUUAGCUCUCACCAUUCUCUUUUCAAUAAAUAAAUCAGAUUUUUUUUUUUUUAAUUCAUAUGGAUUGUGUCAAUUGUAUGUGUAGAAGUGUUUCAUAUUUAUACUAGAAAGAUAUUUUAUUGAUUAAAAGUGGGAC
This is a messenger RNA of Lymnaea stagnalis (great pond snail), 5380 nucleotides long. The record is from the annotation of a GenBank genome assembly. NCBI's taxonomy places the organism in Eukaryota, Metazoa, Mollusca, Gastropoda, Lymnaeidae.